This is a messenger RNA of Sphaeroforma arctica JP610, 453 nucleotides long. RefSeq lists its product as hypothetical. The record is from RefSeq and is a predicted model, not a curated record. NCBI's taxonomy places the organism in Eukaryota, Ichthyosporea, Ichthyophonida. The transcript has 2 exons. Bases 1 to 453 code for a protein of 150 amino acids.
AUGCAUGAGACCAUACCAGCUGGUGGUUUUGAGCCUGGAUCGUCAUUAUUCCAGGUGAUGCUUGACAAUACGGCAGCAGUGCAGUAUUUCCUGGCUAAUUUUGCUAGUAUUGCUUAUAAUCUUAAAGCUCCGCGAUUAUUGGAGAUGCAUGCCUUCGUCUUGGAUGAAGUCUCUGGCGCAAUUACUCAGUAUCUAAGCUACUUCGACAAGAGUCUUGCCAAACCGGCGGCGCUACAGGCAAAGGUGAAGGCUUGGCUUACAGCAGGUAUCAUUGAGCCAGUUAUGGAAACAGAAUGGCGCUCUACUCCACACUUGGUAUACAAGAAACCAGGAGUGAUGCCGAUUUCGGUGGAUGAUGGGCGGUGCUGUAAUGAUCUCAAGCGAGUCAUCACGCAGCUUCGGGUAGUUCAAUUUUACAUUCAUAUGGAAAAAAAAGUAUCUAUUGACACUUAA